UUAUAUAGAAGCACUUUGCCUAAAAAUUUGGGUUGGCAGAUGGCCUUUUCUGAUUGCUCUUUCUCUCUGUCGUAGUUUCUAAAGUCCAACGUUGACAGUGAUUGCUCUGAUCGGUCUUCCUCUCUGUUCAAAGCAUUGAAGGAAAAUGGCGGAACGGACUGUUUAUGAUUGCAUUGGUACAAUCUGCAAUUUUUGUAUGGGAAGACUAUUAGAUGAUCCGUUCAAAGAAUUUAAGGAAAAUGGUGGAACGGACUGUUUAUGAUUGUAUUCAUAUAAUCUUCAUUACUUAUUCCGGUUAAAAUUCAUUAUGUGAAGAAAUUGUGGGAUGAACAUGGAGUAUGUGAAGCUUCCCAGCGGCAAAAUCGAGGAUAUUUUGCAUGAAAAUGGAAUAGGAGGAGAAGGGAGAGAAGAGAGACUUGAUAGUUCUAAUGGAGGAGAUAAUAACAGGCAAAGUGGAGAUUCAGAUGGAGAUGGUGGCGCAGCUUUUGUUUUGGUCUCCAAAGGAACAUGGUGGCAUGCGGGGUUUCAUUUGACGACUGCCAUUGUGGGACCUUCCAUUCUUACGCUGCCAUAUGCAUUCUCUUGCAUGGGAUGGACGGUGGGACUUCUCUCUCUCUCUAUGGCAGGGGCUGUUAGCUUCUACUCUUAUUACCUCAUGUCCAGAGUACUUGACAAUUGUGAGAAAAAUGGCCGUCGCCACAUUCGAUUUCGAGAGCUGGCAAGUGAUAUCCUUGGUUCUGGAUAUAUGUUUUAUUUGGUUGUAUCAGUUCAGACAACCAUCAACAUGGGUGUGUCCAUUGGUAGCAUUCUUCUAGGUGCUGAGUGUCUGGAGGUGAUGUACUCAGAUUUGGAUCCCACUGGAAAUUUAAACUUGCAUCAUUUCAUAAUCAUAGUGGCCAUAGUUAUGAUCUUGUUGUCUCAAUUACCUUCGUUUCAUUCUCUGAGAUAUAUCAACUCCGCAUCCCUGUUUCUAAGCUUGGGAUACAGCUUUUGCAUUGCUAUUGCGUGUAUCAUUGCAGGUUAUUCAAGUGAAGCUCAGUCAAAAGAUUACUCCCUUACUGGAUCAAGAAUUAUCCGUGUUUUCAAUGGAUUCAAAGCAGUGUCCAUCAUGGGGACUACAUUUGGCAAUGGUAUUCUACCUGAAAUACAGGCAACACUUGCCCCGCCGGCUACAGGGAAGAUGCUAAAAGGGCUAUGCAUGUGCUAUGGAGUAGUAGUGGUGACAUUUUACAGUGUAGCAGUGUCAGGCUACUGGGCAUUUGGCAAUAACGUCCGUGAUAACAUAUUGGAAAAUCUUAUGCCAGAUGAUGAGGGUGUAGCUCUAGUACCUACUUGGUUGCUUGUUAUUGCUGUGAUUUUUAUACUCUUGCAGCUUUUUGCCAUAGCACUGGUGUACUGCCAAGUGGCCUAUGAAAUCUUAGAGAAGAAAUCAGCAGAUGUGAAGAUGGGUGUGUUCUCACUGCGAAACCUACUUCCUAGGCUAGUUCUGAGAUCUCUGUACAUAAUAAUAUGUGCAUUUGUUGCAGCCAUGCUACCUUUCUUUGGAGACAUCAAUGCAUUGGUGGGGGCUAUUGGAUUUAUUCCAUUGGAUUUUAUCCUUCCAAUGUUGCUUUAUAAUAUAAGUUUCAGGCCAGCUCAUUCUUCUAUGAUUUUCUCGGUCAACAAUUUAAUCAUGAUCAUUUUCACAUUUGUGGGAAUCAUGGGUACAAUUUCCUCAGUACGUCAAAUAGUUGUUGAUGCAAAACUGUUUAAGCUAUUUAGCACCACUGUAAUUUGACUAGUUGCUUUUCUUUUCCGUUACAUAACUUCCAAGAAAUUUAUCCAGUAACGGCAUUUUUUAA
Cryptomeria japonica (Japanese cedar) is the source of this 1841-nucleotide messenger RNA. RefSeq names its product probable GABA transporter 2. Gene Ontology annotation, cellular component: plasma membrane. The record is from RefSeq and is a predicted model, not a curated record. Lineage: Eukaryota; Viridiplantae; Streptophyta; Pinopsida; Cupressales; Cupressaceae. The transcript is spliced from 7 exons. The coding region runs from base 326 to 1777 and encodes 483 amino acids.